AUGGUACCGUUGAAGUUGGCAAUAGUAGGAUCGGGGCCUGCCGGGUUUUAUACGGCGAGCAGGCUACUGGAGAAGGUGCCGAAUGCCGUGGUGGAUAUGUAUGAGGCGUUGCCGGUGCCUUUUGGGUUGAGUCGGUUCGGGGUGGCACCUGACCAUCCGGAGGUGAAGAAUUGUCAGGAUAAGUUUGUUCAGGUGGCGGAGGCGCCUCAUUUUCGGUUUGUGGGGAAUGUGUGUAUUGGUAGAGACUUGACUUUGAAGUCGUUGAAAGACAAUUAUAAUUCAGUUGUGUUUGCGUAUGGAUCAAGUCAGGAUAGACUGCUGAAUGUACCUGGAGAAGAGCUGCCAGGAGUGUUUUCGGCAAGAGAGUUUGUGGGAUGGUAUAAUGGCGUUCCUGAAUUAAGAGCUUUGAACCCGCCAUUACAAGAUGCAGAAGAUGUUGUUAUUGUUGGUAAUGGAAAUGUGGCUCUGGAUGUAGCGAGAAUUCUUCUUGCUGACCCGACUAGACUCAAAUCAACCGAUAUUGGUGAACAUGCUUAUGAUGUGUUAAGAAAAAGCAAAGUCAAAAAUGUUCGAAUCGUCGGCAGAAGAGGUCUGUUACAAAGUGCAUUCACUAAUAAAGAGAUCCGUGAACUUAUAAACGAGCCAGGAACGAUGAUGAAACCCUUGGCAGAUGUGUAUAUUAACCACUAUAAACCAUUUGUGCCGUUUUUGGAGAGGCCAAUAAAAAGACUUGUACAAAUCGUUGAAAAAGCCAGGACGAACAGCAAUGAUCAAAUUGCUAAAGCUAAUCAAGGACAGGGUUCACUUCCGUCCAAACAAUGGUCCUUGGAGUACCUACUGUCUCCACAACGGUUCUAUGCUUCUUCAUCGAAUCCCAAUAUCCUCUCCUCAACCCUGUUUGAAGUGAACACACUUUUACAGAAAGAUAUUAAAUCACCCUCUGUCUGCCGCGGAACCGGUGAAACUAAAUCGUUUAAAACGGAGUUGGCAUUCCGAAGUAUCGGAUACAAAUCACUUCCCCUUCCUGGCAGUGCAGAACUGGGAAUUCCAUUUGACGAACAAAGCGGCCGGAUUCCGAACGAGCUCGGUCGUAUUGCCGGGGUGCCUGGAUUCUACGUCAGCGGAUGGGUUAAAAACGGGCCUACGGGUGUCAUCGCCAAGACCAUGUGGGAUGCAUUCGAAGUAGCCGAGACCGUGCUCGAAGACCUCUACUCCCACAAACUCGACACCUCGUCCAAACCCGGCUAUGAGGGCGUUCUCCCCGAAAUCAAAUCGCAGCCCGUCUCCUGGACCGACUGGCUGAAAAUCGACCAGGAGGAAACCAGUCGUGGUGCCGCCCAAGGCAAGCCCCGCGCCAAGUUCACCUCCGUCAACGAUAUGCUCUCUGUCCUCUAA
Messenger RNA from Sugiyamaella lignohabitans, 1395 nucleotides. RefSeq names its product Arh1p (gene ARH1). Gene Ontology annotation, biological process: ubiquinone biosynthetic process. Lineage: Eukaryota; Fungi; Ascomycota; Dipodascomycetes; Dipodascales; Trichomonascaceae. The record is from RefSeq and is a predicted model, not a curated record. The transcript has a single exon. The coding region runs from base 1 to 1395 and encodes 464 amino acids. Gene Ontology annotation, cellular component: mitochondrion.